Molecule: messenger RNA, 2195 nt
Organism: Myodes glareolus (Bank vole)
Lineage: Eukaryota; Metazoa; Chordata; Mammalia; Rodentia; Cricetidae
Source: RefSeq, a predicted model, not a curated record
UGUGUUGGUAUCAGUGCAUUUGAAAAUGUGCUGGUUCAUGAUCUAUUGUUGUUCUGUUACUAUAGAAACUUCAUGGAACUGUUUCUAUGUUGGAACAUGGAACUUGCGGAAAACUAAAUCUUUUUACUUGGUCAUAGUCCCUCAUAUCUAGCUCCAGAAUAAUCUAUCUCUUAUCCCCUUUCAGGUGAUAACAGUGCUUUGGUUUAGUUUUGUUGUUUGUUUGUUUGUUUUUGUUUUGUUGCUGUUUUUUCUUUUCCCCCACUUUGGAAGUGAAGACAGCCUUUUACUUCUGUAUCAAAAACACGUCAGACACUAGGCGGGCAUUCUUACAUUUGACAAACAAUCAAGUGAACUACCAGAGCUCACAGAACCCCGAGAGAAUAAAGAACUAGGCUGGCAUCAGGGCGCUUGAGUUGUCCAGCGGUUAGCGUAGGUAGCACCUGCCCCCUCGAGACAGCAUGCCCUAACUGUUACCAAGUAUUCUACACGGAGACUUCCACAAUCAGCUAUGACUGGGCCAAGAGGGAGAGCCCAGAACUCAGGCUCAGUGCCUUUCCUACUCCCCCACCCCCAUUCUCUAAACUGGUCAGAAAGACUCAGCCUACCAUGUGCGCCAAGGUCCCCAAAGCUUGUUCCUUCAGAAUCCCCACCAAGCCCCCUCUGCAGUCAACAGCGCCUCUGUAUCUGGGGUGCCUCCAAGUCUCACCUCCUGGGAGAAGAAGAAAGCUGAGAAGUUCAAAGUUCGCAGGGGAGUGCGACCAGAGGCCAGGUGAACUCUAAAAAGCAGGAGCAGCCACACAAGCGCCAGCGGGGUCCCUUGGGGUGCAGCACUGUGGCACGGACUCCGGUGCCAUACGGAACCAACAAGGUUCCACGUUGAGCUUUCUCUUUUGUGGAUCCAGUGCUAGACGUGUUCACCUAGCAGGGUGGGCUAAGUGGGAGGAUGAGAGGAAUCUGGGUCCCUCCCCUCGUCCUGCCUCCGCCUUGCUGCCCAAGGUGAGCCCUUUUGCACGGUCAUUCCCACAGAGCCCAAAGGGCACAGAUGGCAGAUGGUACACCCCAUUGGCCGUUCUAGAGAGGUUCCAAGGCGGUUGGGCAGUGGGGACAGGUUCCCAGAACAGCGCUGGUCUUCAUCCGGCCAAGAGGGACAGCGAACCUGGAGCUGUGGCCCCAAAAGAUUGCUAUCUAACUGCCAAUUAGAUUUUAGAAGGACUCUUAAAUGAGGGAAGGUUCUGACAAGUGCUUCAGCAUGAAUGAAUGAAGACAUCACACUAAGGGAAAUAAGGUGCCAUCAACGUACUGCUCGUCAAUUCCUUAGGUGCCCCGAGAGUCUGAAAAAUGGCAGCAGCGGUGAUUGUCCGACUGAUCCCUAAGUUGCACUCGGUGGUCAGCAGGGAAUCUGGCUACUACGUUGGCCGACAGCUGUGGUUUGGGCUGGUUGUCUUGUAUGGCAUGGUGUUGUAUGUGGCCCACAUGCCCUGGGUCCACAUCAAGGAAGAUUUCAUCUGCAGUGGAAACAUCACUCUGCCCUGUCUGAUUAAGUGUUUCGAGAAAAGGUUUUCCGUUCCUGUCUUGGGAACGUGGUACUUCUUCUACUUCAUGUUCAUAGCACUCUUAUGUUUUGUGGAAGUCUUCAUGGCUCGGCUCCGGCAGAAGGAGGUCCAGGUGAUGAAGUUCAUGGUGCCCAUGAUGUCCGUGCCAACGGACUUAGAGGAAGGCUCAAUGGUGCCGGGGAAGAAGCUGAAACCCUCCUGGAAGAGAUCGAUCCUGAACUUCCACCAGGAGAAGAUGCUUCUGCUUCUGUACCUCCUGUACUUCCUGCUGCAGGCCACCUCCCAGGGCACAUUUUUAUUCCUCCUCUUGUUUCAACAACGUCCCCUGGUGAGUCAUGGCAGCACCCACUGCAGCACCAGCAGCUGUCCUGGCCCCUACCGCUGCCUCACCAGGUCCUCAAUGGAGAAGAAAAUGUCCAUCUACCUCCUCGCCACCUUGUCCGCCUCAAUUGUCAUCCUUGGCACAAGUUUCUUUGCAUAUGGCAUCUACCACUAUCUGCUGAAGAACCGUGCCACUUCCAGGGUGCAGAGUUCUUGAUAUCCAUGAGAGACAAUACUUUUCUUCUUUAAAAUCCUUUCUCUCUAACAUAAGGAAGUUUAUGUUCUUCAAUGAUAUAUAUAUAUAUAUAUACAUAUAUAUAU